AUGGAAGCUUCCUCUCCUUUAGCGGCGCUGCAUCGCCCGUCGAUGUUUCCUAGCUGGGGUAGCAGAGACAUCUUUCGCGGACACCCUCACUAUGCGACGUCGUCCGUUACAUCUGCCAGCAUGAGUCUGCGUGAGCAAAUGCACAAGCAUUCUAACGGCGACUACUUCAACGUCAAGGACGCUCGUGCCUCGCCUGCUACAAGCCUGGCUGCUGACAUCUCCCAGAACUUCCGACUUGACAGUGACUCAAGUCCCAAGUUCCACACUCCUCGAAGAGCACUCUUCACUGCUGGCAUGGUGCGCAGCUUCCAAGAUCGAGAUUCCCUAACAACCCCCCCUUUGCCGACAUCAUCACCCGCUCAAUUGGCUGAGCUCAAGGAGUUGAUGGAGAUCUCUCCCCUGCCUCACAAGGCCCCUUUCUUCACCCAAUUCGAGAUUACAUCUCCAACUCCCGGCUCUACACCAGCCGCUGACGAUGAAAUGGUGCUUGAUUCGCCGGCUCCCAUCUCUCGGCAGUCUUCCUUGGAACCACCCAAGCCCAUCAUAGCUGAAAACCGCAAAAUAGCUAUGCCUCGACGACCUUCCCUAACACGGAUGAAGGGUUUUAGUACUUCGGCGGUACCGAACCGUCAGGCUGACGCUGUUGACGCAACUCCCUUUCGCUUUAGUGCUGGCGGAUCUCGUCUCAACCACACCAGCUCCAACCUGUCUCUAAGUGAAUGCUUCGAGACAGCGUCACCGCCCCAGGAGCGCAGGCCCGUAUCCGCCAACAGCCCCUGCCCCGGUAUGCCUGCUGGCCGUGCUAGACCCCAGUUUCUCAACUUCAACGCUUGCUCUCGCAAUAAUGCCUCUCCUUCCAUGAACGCGCAUUCCCGCCGACAGUCCAAUCCCUUUCUCAGGAAUCGCAAGCAGUUCCGUCGAUCGUUGAGCAUGUUCGAGCAUCCUGCUGACGUCAUGAAGAGCAACUCAGAUGGAGAGGAGACACCCUCACCUGCGCUUCAAUCGGUCAUGGAUGUGGAGGAGGCUCAAGAACCCGUCCUCCCCCAUUUCCUCCUUGAAGACCCUACUGAUACCAUUCCUCGUAUCAGUCGCGAGACCCUCGUCGAUGUCUUGGACGGCAAGUACAGCUCUCACUUCGACCAGAAGAUCGUGAUUGACUGCCGUUUUGAGUACGAGUAUGAGGGUGGUCACAUUGAUGGUGCUGUCAACUACAAUGACAAGGACCUACUUACAAACCAGCUCUUCCAGACUCCCAUGGAUGGACGAACUCUUCUCAUCUUCCACUGCGAGUACUCGGCCCACCGUGCCCCCCUUAUGGCUCGCCAUGUUCGCUCUGAGGAUCGCACCGUGAAUGCUGAGCACUACCCCAAGCUUACGUAUCCUGAAGUCUACAUCCUAGACGGCGGAUACUCUGGUUUCUUCACCGAGCACCGUGGUCGAUGCUAUCCCCAAGAAUACGUUGAGAUGUCAGAUGAGGCUCACCAGCGCACAUGUGAACGCGAAAUGGGUCGAUUGAAAUCUCGCAAGGGCCUUAGCCGAGCCGCUACUUUUGCCUUUGGUCAACGCGAGCGUAGUGUGGAAGAGUCGCCUACUGCCCCCAGCAGACCUAGCUCACGGCACCCUCAUCUCCAUGCAUCUAUUUCCCGCCUUGGUGCCUCCCCAAUCACGCGCCGUAUGGCCUCAUACUAG
Molecule: messenger RNA, 1689 nt
Organism: Fusarium venenatum
Lineage: Eukaryota; Fungi; Ascomycota; Sordariomycetes; Hypocreales; Nectriaceae
Source: RefSeq, a predicted model, not a curated record